Messenger RNA from Microplitis demolitor, 1289 nucleotides. It is a transcript of the gene amx, whose product is annotated as TM2 domain-containing protein almondex. Bases 321 to 1016 code for a protein of 231 amino acids. The transcript is spliced from 7 exons. NCBI's taxonomy places the organism in Eukaryota, Metazoa, Arthropoda, Insecta, Hymenoptera, Braconidae. The record is from RefSeq and is a predicted model, not a curated record.
UUUUGGAUUUUGUAGUAAUCAAAGUUAUUAACAAUUGUAAUAAUUACUGGGUUAUAUUUAUAAAUAUAAACAAAAACAUCAAAUUUACUUUUAUUUGUUUAUAUAAUUACAUAUAUUUAUAUAUUAUAAUAAUAAUAAUUAUUAUUAAAACAAUAAAGUUUGAAAUUUACAAAAUAUUUUAUAAUUUAUUGAGUUAAUUUAUGUUUGUUAUGGAAUUAAUCAGAUUUAAAGUCAUAUAGGAAUGAUGGUCAAAAAAUGUCUUCGAGAUAAUAGAGACCUUUUUUUGAAAUUUUUCAUUUGACAGCAAAGAAAAAAACAAAAUGAAUAUUGUUCGUAUAAAUGGAAAAAAUGUUAUAUUUAUCAUACUUUCAUUGAUAUUUAAUUCAGUUAAACAAGUGCAUAUGGGAUAUGAGGGUAUGAUGAGUUACGCUUUCACAAAUGUUACACCAGCUAAUAAUAAUAAAAAACAGGAUGAUCUUUAUGGUUUAUGUCCAGUCGGAAAAUUAUGUUCAGAAAUGGGAGGUGAUUGUUUGACAUGUGAUCUUGAUCCUCAUUGUGAUUAUGGAUCAAUGUAUACUGUGAAUUGUACUGUUCCUGAUUCAGUAGAUUGUGUGGGAGAAAGAUCAUUUACGAAACAAUAUAUGUGUAGAUAUUGUUACCAAACUGAUCACUGGGAACACAAAUGUCAUUUAAAAAAUUCAUGUAAUUCUGUCGCUUCACCUCCGCAAUAUUACAGAACUAAUUGUACAGUAAACAGUGACAUCAUAUGUUUAGGAAGACGAAAAUUUAUGAAAAAUUUGCGUUGUAAUUGGACUGGGGGAUACAAAUGGUCGACUGCAUUAAUUUUGAGCAUAACACUAGGUGGUUUUGGUGCCGACAGGUUUUACUUGGGACACUGGCAAGAAGGUAUCGGCAAAUUGUUCAGCUUUGGUGGACUGGGUGUAUGGACACUCAUAGACGUCAUGUUAAUUUCCAUAAGAUAUUUAGGACCCGCAGAUGGUUCUUUGUAUAUUUAAUUUAAAAAUACUAAUUGCGCUCAGUGAUUUGGCCGUGAAUGAGGAGCAAAACCAAACAUUAUUUAUUUAUUGUAUUUAUAAUUAUUUCAUAUUUGUUAAUUCAUAUUAUACAUAUUUAUUUUUACACAGUAUAUUUCGUGAUUAGUAAAAAAAUUUAUUUUCUAAGAAUAUAAAAACUGAUUAUUAUUAUGGUUUACUAUUAAUUGUAAAUGAUUAUUAUCAAAAAUUGCAGUUGAAUGAACUUUUAAAUAUAAUGAAGACUUUUUAAAUUUA